Molecule: messenger RNA, 1017 nt
Organism: Salarias fasciatus (jewelled blenny)
Lineage: Eukaryota; Metazoa; Chordata; Actinopteri; Blenniiformes; Blenniidae
Gene: tmem82
Product: transmembrane protein 82
Exons: 5
Coding region: 1-1017 (338 amino acids)
Source: RefSeq, a predicted model, not a curated record
AUGCUCUCUUUUAUCACGUCCUUUAUUCCAACUUCCUACCUCCUCCCAGGAUGGCUGAUACCCGAUAUAAAUCCAGUGGAUAGCUUUCUUCAAGGGCUGAUCGGUGCAUGUGGGAUCUCCGUGCUUUGUUGUCUGUUAAGAGUUCACUUACUGUUAGAGAACAGUAAUAAAAAUGAAAAAGGCACAUCGAGUGAGGAGACAACCAGUCAACACAUCAGGAGCAAACCUGGACAUGUUGGCCUGCUUCGGUUUUUAUUUGUGGCCGGGUUACUGGCUGUGGUGGGCUCCCGGGUGGCCUCACUAGUCGUACUAGAAUUUAUUCUUCGAUCCAUCUCUGGACUCCUCACAGCUCGACCGGAGUCCAGCAAAUUUCUGCAGCAGCUGUUAGUUCAGAGCCAGUUUUCUCUGGGGUGCGCCCUGAGCUGCAGCCUGAGCUUCCUCCACGAGGGGGCGUCGCAGCGCUGGCUGUGUCUGCUCCUGGCAGCUGCACUCAGCUGGUUCCUGGAGAGACAGGCUUCAGGACUGCUGCACCAUGUCACGGCUCUGUACAGCCUCCACAGCUCACAGCGCUACUGCGGCAUCUGCAUCUGCCUCCUGACAUCAGGCAGCCGCCUGCUGCCCAUGCUGUGCAGGGCCAUGGUCAUCACCUUCUCCGUGGCCGCCCUGGCCGCCGUGUCCAUCAUCAACCAGCAGUUUCUCUCUGCAUCUGAAGCCCUCAGGUUCUGGACACCACUGACUAUCUGCUACACACUUUUAGUGGUGUACAUGCAGGAGGAGCAGCACCGCAUGCCCGGCAGCCAGGCUGUUUUUAACUCUGUGGUGGUGCGUCUCGGGGGCUUGAUGGUGCUGAUGCUGACUGUCGGCCGCUGGGCCGACGUGCUCCACAUCCUAAUGUGUUUCCUGGGUGAGGCCAGCUGUCUCAUCCCCACUAAGGACCUGCUGGAUGCGGCAUCCUCGCAGGUCAGCAAGUCUCCCUGGAAGCGGCACACAGGGCCAAAAGCACUUUCUGUCCACUGA